GACAUUUACACCUUGAAAGUGAAACCAGCACACCUUCACGCGCUGAUGGGGUCUCGCAUGUGCGCGCGUUUUGCUGGGUUGGGGGGAUGGCAGGGGCAGCUCGCGACCACGUAAUGGGGCUCUUUGCGUUUGGUGCACAGAUGACAGCGUCGCUUUGUAUUGUUGCCCUCGCUGCUGCUGAUGCCCCGCCUCUGAUGGUAGUCUUAAACCUGGCACCCAGCUAAAACAAACGAAAGUCAGCCUCGAGCUCCCACUCAAGCCAAUUAAGGCGGACUCCAGGCUCCCUCUUACGUGUCCAGCUCGCUGCACGAAAAGCAACAGGAACCAGAGGAAGCUGGCCAGCGACGAGAAGGGACGGCUUCGCUUUUGCCUUCUAAUUUCUUCCCUCGCCAGCACAAAACAAUGUCGAUGAGCCCCAAACAUACGACUCCUUUCUCAGUGUCCGAUAUCUUGAGUCCUCUUGAGGAGAGCUACAAAAAAGUAAGUAUGGAGGGCGGCAACUUGGGUGCUUCUCUCGCCUCGUACAGACAACCGCAAGUCACGCAGGCGACCAUGCAGCAGCACCACAUGGGCCACAACGGGACGGUGCCCGCCGCCUACCACAUGACCGCGGCUGGGGUUUCGCAGCUGUCUCAUACGGCCAUGGGAGGCUAUUGCAACGGGAACCUGGGCAACAUGAGCGAGCUGCCCCCGGCUUAUCAGGACGGAAUGAGGGGCAGCACGACAGCCACCAGCUGGUACGGAACAAACCCUGACCCGCGCUUUUCUACAAUCUCUCGUUUCAUGGGUUCCUCCUCUGGCAUGAACAUGGGCAGCAUGAGCAGCCUGGGCUCUUUGGCGGACGUGGGCAAAGGCAUGGGCUCUCUAAGCAGCGCGCCUAGGAGAAAGCGUCGCGUGCUUUUCUCGCAAGCUCAGGUCUACGAGCUGGAGCGGCGUUUCAAGCAGCAGAAGUACCUGUCCGCGCCCGAGAGGGAGCACCUGGCCAGCAUGAUUCACCUGACCCCAACCCAAGUCAAGAUCUGGUUCCAAAAUCACCGCUACAAAAUGAAGCGGCAGGCCAAAGACAAAGUGUCUCAGCAGCAAAUGCAGCAGGAGGGCGGCUCGUGUCAGCAACAGCAGCAACAGUCCCCUCGGAGAGUGGCAGUGCCAGUGCUAGUCAAGGACGGCAAGCCUUGCCAAGGCAGUGGCCACACGCCCAACAGCGCCGUGCAGAAUCACCACCACCAGGGAGCCAACGUCAUGAUCAUGUCCAGCAACGGCUCAAUGGGGCAGCAUCAGAGCCAGCAGGUGGGCAGUGCCGGACAGUCCCCAGAUUUGGGGCAGCACGGCGCUAGCCCCCCGUCCCUCCAAACUCAGGUGUCCGGUCUGUCACACCUGAACUCUUCCGGUACUGAGUACGGCGCGGCCUUACCCUGUUCCGCUCUGCUUUAUGGCAGGACGUGGUGACGACGGAGUGGACAAUAAAAUAAAGCAGACAGACAAACGGACUGACAGACAGUAACUGUGCUACCCAGUCUCGGCGUCUACCCUGAACAGGUCAACGAGAAAACUGAAAUAAUCAGAUAGUCAUGCGAACAGCGGCUGUUGCCCAUUCUCAUGCUUGACCCCCUAAAUUUUCCUCAGACUGGUGGGGAUACAAAAAAAAAUACAGGCAACGAGCAACAAUUCAGCUCUUUCAGACUGAGAAAAAUGAGAUGACCUUUCCAGGAUGUGCGUCCAAAGAUCGCGGAGUAGAUGGAAUUAUUUAUAAUAGCUUUUAAACGGAGACAAUAAGAAACCCACAUUCCCGACGGAUUAAAGCAAAAAACCUUUUGUCCCCUACAGACGCCUCCUCUCAACCUGACUCUUAUAGAUUGCAAUGUAAGCCGUAGCUUGUACAUUUCUGUAAAAUGGUUGAAUUAAAUACAUAGUUUUUAGCGAUA
Astyanax mexicanus (Mexican tetra) is the source of this 1922-nucleotide messenger RNA. It is a transcript of the gene nkx2-1, whose product is annotated as NK2 homeobox 1. NCBI's taxonomy places the organism in Eukaryota, Metazoa, Chordata, Actinopteri, Characiformes, Acestrorhamphidae. The transcript has 2 exons. Gene Ontology annotation, biological process: regulation of transcription by RNA polymerase II; cell differentiation. The coding region runs from base 403 to 1446 and encodes 347 amino acids. Gene Ontology annotation, cellular component: nucleus. The record is from RefSeq and is a predicted model, not a curated record. Gene Ontology annotation, molecular function: RNA polymerase II cis-regulatory region sequence-specific DNA binding; DNA-binding transcription factor activity, RNA polymerase II-specific.